Molecule: messenger RNA, 1206 nt
Organism: Hippopotamus amphibius kiboko
Lineage: Eukaryota; Metazoa; Chordata; Mammalia; Artiodactyla; Hippopotamidae
Gene: CFAP263
Product: coiled-coil domain containing 113
Biological process (GO): cilium assembly
Cellular component (GO): axoneme; ciliary basal body
Source: RefSeq, a predicted model, not a curated record
AUGACGGACGAGGACUCUGAGACCUCUGCCUCCGAGGUGCAAGCCCAGGAUGAGAGCGAGCUGCCUGUUAUCCAGCUGUGCGGGCUGGUGGAAGAGCUCAGCUAUGGGAACUCUGCUCUCAAAACUGAGACAGAGAUGUUUGAAAAAUAUUACAAUAAAUUGGAGCCCAGGGACCAGCGACCUCCACGAUUAUCCGAAAUUAAAAUAUCAGGAGCAGAAAUUGCACAGUUACGAGGCAGGCGUAAAUCCAAAUCCCGUGUAGGUCUGGAACGUGUGCCAGGCCUCAGCGUGGACCAAAAAUGCGAGCUUGUGCAAAAAGAGCUGGAAGACACAAAGGAUGAAAUAAGACACAUGAGGGCAAAUGCUGAGAGAGACCUGCAGCAUCACGAGGCUAUCAUUGAGGAAGCUGAAAUUCGAUGGACCGAAGUUCAGAGAGAAGUGCAUGAGUUUGAAAAAGAUAUUCUAAAGACCAUAUCCAAGAAGAAAGGGAGUAUUUUGGCCACUCAGAAAGUGAUGAAAUUCAUUGAGGAUAUGAACCGCCGGAGGGAUAAUAUGAAGGAUAAAUUACGUUUGAAAAAUGUUUCUCUCAAAGUCCAGAGGAAAAAGAUGCUUUUACAGUUAAGGCAGAAGGAAGAGGUGGGCGAGGCCCUCCACGAUGUUGACUUUCAGCAGCUGAAGAUCGAGAAUGCUCAGUUUUUAGAGAUGAUUGAAGCAAGGAAUCGAGAACUGAUCCAGCUGAAGCUGGCAUCCGGAAACACCCUGCAGAUCCUCAACGCGUACAAAAGCAAGCUACACCGAGCCAUGGAAACGUCCCUCAAUCUGGACAAGGAGCUCUUGCUGAGAAAAGAGUUACUUGAAAAAAUCGAAAAAGAAACCCUACAAGUAGAGGAGGACCGAGCCAAGGCCAUGGCUCUGAACAAGCAGCUCCGGAAGCAGCUGUCUGAGUUCCGAGCGCCACAGGUGAUGCUGUACGUCCAGGAGAAGAUCCGAAACGGGGACCUGGAGAAGACCAUCAGGAUGUGGGAGAGGAAAGUGGAGAUCGCAGAGAUGUCCUUAAAAGGCUACCGCAAGGCUUGGAAUAAAAUGAAAACCACCAAUGAGCAGUUGCUUUGCCCCCCUGGGAAAUAGCCAGAGGGAGGCUACGGCUGCCGACCCAAAAGUGACCCAUUAAAGUAACUGGCUCCUCUCCAGUCAUGGGGUCCUCUC